UUCAAUUUAAUUUUUACUGUUGCCGGCCUCACAGGAACAUUUGAUCCCGCGUGAGUGGCUGGCAGUUGUGUGUGUGUAUAUGUUGUGGUCCAAUCUAGCUUCUGGAUUAUGACUGCCAUCCAGCUGCAGCAGUCAAUGUGCGCGCUCUCUCCUUUCCCUUCUUAUUCCUCUCUCGCGGUUGUGGGAUCAUGAGUAACUCUUCUGCCUAUCUGGUGCGGGAGAGAUGAGAAGGAAAUUAAUAGCACAUCACUCCUGCUUGUCAUAUCCAACUCUGCUCCAUAUCACUCUAUCCCCGGCCCGAACGCCGGUCCUGUGAACGCAUGCCGUUCACUUUGCCACAUACACACAUACUCAUACACAGUCGUCGCGCUGCUCUCCUCCAUUCCACCGGAAACCGUUAUGAACGGGUCAGAGGCCUGCCGAGUUUUUCUUGCACAUUGGGCGCUGAUCUUAUCGCAGCGUGAAAUAUGCCCCAUUAUUCAGCUGCUCAAGCGUCCACCCACCUUGCCGAUCAAGCACGCCGGCGCUCGGUAAACGCCGGAAUCUGAUUUUUCCCAGGAGUCAGACACUGUGGGAAGAUUUUUCCGCACCAUGCAAUAGUUGUGUUUUCUUGCUGGAAUAUUAUCCCGGUUGAAUGAAUGAUCCAGCGCCUUAUCGAGGACGUUGGUGGUGUCUUGUGGAAACCGAUGCGAUCUGAUGCUCAUGCCGGGUACGGAGCCGCAGCUGCCUGCUCAAGCGGUUGUCGUGAUUAAGGCACCAACGGCUGCUGCGGCCGGUUAUGCGCCAUGGUGGCCUGCACUGAACGGCGUAUGGCCGUCAGCAGUCACGUACUGAACGCGGCCUCCAUCAUCUGCCUGGCAACCUCCAUGCUCACCAAUCACUGGCUGCUGACCGAGGAGCGCAUCCCCGAAGAGUCGGCCACGCCGCAUUUUAUGCUGACAAAGGCCGGGACGUUCGUGCAGAGCAAUACGACGUACUGGAAUCGGACCACGUUCUCCGGCAUGUUCGCGUUCUGUACGCGCAAUGUCUAUCCCUCCUUACCGGAGCAGCCGGCUGACUGCUUCUGGAUCGACCACCACAUUCCCGAUCAUACGCGCCUGGUGGAUGCCCGCAAUGCCACGACGUGUGUUAUUUAUGCCACAAUUAUCUCCAUGCCUUCUCUUGUAUCGGCGGCCGCCGUGACCUUUAUCGGUAUGGUGACCAACAUGCUCAUCCGGGUGCGCAAAAUCUGGGUCUUCAUCACUGGCAUCAUCUACAUCACCGCCGGUAUCUGCACCUUUACCUGCCUCGUUCUCUACAUCACCUACGUCGUACAGGAGCUCGAGCACAAACACGACGAGAAAUCCGAAGACGGCGAGGACAGCUUCCAGCAUUGGUACGGCUACUCCAGUAUCCUGGCCAUGGUAUCGUUCUGCUGCCAGGAGCUGGGCGGCAUCAGUCUGGUGUACCUCAGUAUCUUCCAGUUCAAAGCGCACUGGGAUAAAAAAGAGCGCCAGGAGCAGGGUCGCCAACUGCAGCUCAACAAUUACCCGUUUAAUCGCAACCCGGACUACCGGUUCCCUGGGCAACCCGCCCGCUCGGCGUGUAAUCACGUAGAAGCGCGGGGAUGCUAUUCCAGUCUGGACCAGAUUGAGAUGGUUCCUCUAUACGAGCAACGGGCGUUUUAUAACUCCCGGAAUCCUUACGAUACCUGCCUGGCGAAUUGUUCCCCGAAACUCAGUCGGAAGAGCCUGACCGUGCCUGAUCUGGAUGUCCGCACGCGGGAUGUGUACGUGGGGAAUCACGUGGGGUGUUCCUAUAAUACGCCGUACUGCCCGUCGUACUAUCCGCCGGACAAGCGGAAAGCGGCCGGUGGACAGAAUCCGCGGUACGCGGCGCCCCCCGCCAUGGGCCGGUUGCCGCGACAGGUGACCUUUUCCGAUGAGGAACUAGACGCUGUGGAGCCACGGCAACGCUCGUUUGCUGCCGCGCAGUUCAACUUGCCCAACGCGACCUAUGCUCAGCCGAGGAGGCAUCGGCCCUUACGGACGAGUAGUCUCCGGAUGACGCCGGUGUAGAAGUGCUAUUUUUCACGUUUUCCCCGGAUCCGGGAAAUAUGAUUUAUGUUCGUUCAUGUUGUACAUGUGCUGGAGUGAAUGAUGAAACCGAUUGUCUGCUUAUAUAUUCCGAGUGUGCAAUUUUGCUGCAGUCUUCCGUUCGAUGUACAUACAGAUACAUUGGUCUGCCUCAAAGGCGGGAAUGCCUGCCAUGAAGUCAAUAUUUCUUUCAGUCAUGCCAUCAUGACAUUGGUCGGAAAUA
This is a messenger RNA of Paramacrobiotus metropolitanus, 2298 nucleotides long. RefSeq lists its product as uncharacterized. The coding region runs from base 786 to 2057 and encodes 423 amino acids. The record is from RefSeq and is a predicted model, not a curated record. Gene Ontology annotation, molecular function: channel regulator activity; voltage-gated calcium channel activity. Lineage: Eukaryota; Metazoa; Tardigrada; Eutardigrada; Parachela; Macrobiotidae. Gene Ontology annotation, cellular component: postsynaptic density membrane; AMPA glutamate receptor complex. The transcript has 3 exons. Gene Ontology annotation, biological process: regulation of AMPA receptor activity; transmission of nerve impulse; positive regulation of synaptic transmission, glutamatergic.